AUGUCCGUCUGCUGGAUCUACGCGAUAUCGUCGGAAGUCGUCGAUGUCGUGACGAUGAUCGGCGUCGUGUCGGGAAUCUCGUUCGAGAUCCUUGGAUUGUCGGUGUUGGCCUGGAGCAACAGCAUCGGCGACAUGAUCGUGGACCCGGCGUUGGCCCGACGGGGAUUCUCCAGGAUGGCCAUGGCCGCCGCUAUUGGGGGACCAUUGUUCAGUGAGUUCUUUCCUUCAACAGAAAAUGAUAAUUUGAUUAUUUUGAUGAAAAACAUACAUUUAUCUACACUUAUAGGCCUUCUGAUCGAUUCUAGGGUCACUGGAUACAGUUUUUUUUUUGAGUUUCUCCAGGUUCCAGGUACUUUUCAAGGUUUAGUUGGUUAGGAUGUCCUUCCAGGUCUUCUAGGUCAUUUUGUGGAUUUAUUUUUGUCUAUCUUGCGUUCACCUGAACUUUGGAAGUCCUGCUUUGAGUUUCCACGGUUUCCUCAGAGGGGUAAAUCCGAAGUUGGGCUCAAAAACUCGCAGUUUUUUUUUUCAUAAAUUUUCCGAUUACUUGUGAAAGUUGAACGUGUUGAGCUAUCUUAAAAAGAUCUGAAAAAAUUUUUUUUCACUUUUUUUCUACUACUUUUCAAUGACUUUUAAACUAGUUAUAACCCAUAUUGAAAUUUAUCCAACACUAAUUCAAAGUUUAGACCUUCUCAUCGGUUUCGGACUGCCCUUCACAAUCGCUAAAGCUCAAGGAAAAGAGAUCGCGGUUUUUUUUCAAUAUUUUCUCUCUAUAAUCUCCUUUCCAGCUCUCCUUCAAGCCAACUUACAAACUUCUCAUCCUAUUCCUCUCGAUAUCUUUAUCAACAACUUUAAUCGGUAAGAAACUUCCAAAGUUUAAAAAAUCAAUCGGAAAUUUUCCAGCCAUGCUCGUUCAAAGGUUCCGAUUACGGCGGGUCCACGGAGUCAUACUCGUCUUGAUUUAUAUCGUUUUCCUUGUAUUUGUUCUCCUAGAUGCUACCAGAGUAUUGGUUUGGAAUUAGACAGCCGCAACGCGACCGCAGACGCGUCUCAAAAUUAUUAUCUGACGAAUUUUUGUAAAUUUCAAACACGCUGGCCGUAUUUCAUGUGUUUAUAGUUUCUCCUAGCAGCUUUAUAUGUACUGAAAGUCCUUUUUUCUGUGUAUUUUUUUUUGUUCAACCCACGCCACGGGUGAUUCCUCUCAACGAUUCGGUUUUCAGGAGUACACGGGACUUUUUUUCACGUAUUUUUUUAUGUUCCUAUUGCUUGCUUAAAAAGUGAAAUAAAAAAAUGAUUUUCAAUGAGAGUUUUUUUGAUUUAUUUAAAAGCAGGGCAAUAGAAAAAGUCAGGGCGCGCCGUAGCGCAACAGGUUGUGUGCCUGUAUACGGUCCACAGGGUCACAAGUUCGAUCCCCGCCUCUAUUGUUUCAAAAAGUAGUCCAGCAAAUAUGUGAAAAUAUUCAUAAAUUCUCAACCCAGAGCUUCCAUUGGUCUUUGUUUUUAUUUAGAAAGUUGCUCUAUUCUGGAAACUUUUUUUGAAAUUUAUUCGAAUAUAACCUUAAACUUUGAAAAGAAGCAACUUUUAUCCAUUUCAGGCUCAAAUCCUACUAAGUAGUUUUUUUAAUAUAUCGAUUAUCAAACGCAAAGGCUCAAUACCUCCCAUAAGAGGCUCCAAAAUUCCUUCGAAAAUAAGCCGAGGCGUCAACUACAAGCUCAAUUCCUUUUUCCUCGACAGUUCAAAAGGACAAAGAUAAAAGUAUAAUAUAAAGAAGCGAAAAAGGUGCAAAGAUGUGGGGCGGGCGAUAAAAGUCCGAAACAAUGCACGGCAAAUUUCACUAGAUGAUGUAACCAUUUUCGUUUUUCCUCUUUUCCUGCCGUUUCAAAAGUUUUCCUCCUCCUCUGCCGCCAUUGAAUCCCAGUUGAACUCUUGUUUUGUAUCGAUUUUUAUCCCUUUUUAUGAGUGACCGGCAUUUGAUCUGCCGUCUUCUGUGAGGUGAAUUUCCUAUUCAACUGAUUUUUUGUUUUGGGGAAAAAUUACAGGGUAAAGUUUCAGAGCGAUAAAAAGUGUGUUUGCUGUAGGACUUAAAGUUUAUCAUCACCCUCUUUCUGUCUUGAUUUUCCAUGAAAAGGAAAAACCUGGAAGCUUUUUUAACAGCAUUGAAAAGAAGUUAUCCGUAGGGCGCAAAAGAGCAUGCAAAAUCAGCCAGUUCUCAAGUAAACACAAAGAAAGGCGUAUUUUUGUCGUUUCUGACUUUGAAAUCCUUCAAAAAAAUAUAACUAAAAAAAUGAAAAAAAUUGAAAAAAAUUUUAUUAUUUUCAAUUUAGAUUCUCCCAGCUUAUUGAAUAAGUUAUAUUUUUUUCUUAGCACUGAAUUUUUUUAAGUUAACCUCUUCUUUUUAAUUUUCUAUCUUUUCUCAUCCUGUCACUAUCUUGAUGAACCUUAUUUCCAGUAAAUUUCAUUUUGAGAUGAAAAAAAUCACUUAAAAAGCAAGUUUGAAGUGCGGAGAAGCGGGUUCGAACAAUAACAAGUUCAUAAAGAAGGCAAACAUUUGGUCCCAAUGGUCGGCUCAAGUGGCCAUUCUUUAUUUCCCUUCUUUUGAUCUACUUCCUCUUGACCAGUGGACGAACUAUUGACCGUUAUGCAAGGAAUCCGCAAGAAUACGGCACAUCAAUACAUCCUGGACGGCACAGGCUGCUAUCGGUUCAAGCUGAACGAGACGUCUGUCGAAAAGCAUCAAACUCUACGAAGUCCGCCAACCAAAUCAGAUGCAAAAUUCCUGAAAACGUCUCGAAGAACACCAUCUUACGAACAAUUCAUCGGUCCGGUCGACUUGUGAAUACUCCAAUGAAGGCAGCACCUCGUCUACAGCAACGCCAUAAGAAUGAACGGCUCCAGUUUGCACGCUCUAACAUGGCCACGGAUUGGAAUAAGGUAUCAAUGUUUUCUAUCACCUUAUGAUUCCCAAUUUUUCUGUUCAGAUCAUCUGCAGCGACGAGAAGAAAUUCAACCUUGAUGGGCCAGAUGGGUACGCUCACUACUGGAGAGAUUUGAGGAAAGAUCCGAUGUACUUCUCCAAGAGAAACUUCGGCGGCGGCAGCCCCAUGGUCUGGGGGGCUUUCUGCGGCAACGGGACGGUAGCUCUUUCUUUUAUUGGGACCAGAACGAAUUCGCAAGACUACCAGCAACUGCUUGCCCAGCAUCUCCUGCCCUAUCUCCGUCGCCGACGACGUGCUAAUACGACUUACCAACAAGACAAUGCAUCUGUUCACGCGAGCAACUCCACAUUGGCUUGGUUUGCGGCCAAUAACGUGGUUCUUCUGGACUGGCCCGCGUGCAGUCCUGACCUCAACUCUGUAGAGAAUUUAUGGUCAGUCCUUGUACGAAGGGUCUACGCGAAUGCCAAGCAGUAUACAACGGUCAACGAUCUGAAAAAGAGCGAUUCGUGCCGAGUGGGAUGGUUUGGACAAGUCACUGCUGCAAUCACUCGUUGGCAGCAUGCCGAACAGGAUUUUCGAAGUCGCUCAGAAACAAGGAGGCAUCACACAUUAUUAA
Molecule: messenger RNA, 3549 nt
Organism: Caenorhabditis auriculariae
Lineage: Eukaryota; Metazoa; Nematoda; Chromadorea; Rhabditida; Rhabditidae
Source: the annotation of a GenBank genome assembly